CCGGCCACCUUUCAGUCCCUCGAAAUCAGCGAUGCUCUCAUGAAAGAAAUCAAAAAGGCCGGCUUCGGAACUGGAGGAAAGAAUCACAGCGUCUCAUGGGGUUUGUCAGAACCUCAGGCCGCGGCAGUGUACACCGCCAAGGACGGGGACAUCACCCUUCGGACUGGGGACGUCAUCUUGACCUGUGAUGCAGGCGGUGGUACCACUGAUUUUGCCUUGCUUGAGCAGUGCGGCACUGCCGAGAUUGCCGAGCUUAGAGAGCGCGCCAUUGUGCAGGGUAUCAACAUUGGCUCAACGAACAUCGAUUUAGCGUUCGCAAAGAUGGUUCAUGGCCGGUUGGCGCUGGCAAGGGCAGACACCAAUGCUGGCCGCUCUCACCUUGUCUUUCACAGGAAUGCUGAGGACACAAUGAUGCAUAGCGAAGAGUUUCAGACAUGGAAACAUGAAUUUGGCAACUUUUCAGAAGCUCAAUUUCGAACGCCGAGAAUAACAGUGCCCAUCAGAUCAGGGGGGACCUCGAGCACCUCGGCGAGGAUAACAGAUGGCAAGAUGAACUUCUCUUAUUCCGACUUCCAAGGUCUAUUUGAUCCUGAAGUGGAGGGCAUCAUCAACGCCAUACGUCAGAUGUUGGAGCAUGGUGUCAAGGCUGAUGUCCCACGCCCUAAAUACUUCAUCUUAUCCGGCGGACUGGGAAGCUCAGCAUAUGUUCAGCAAAAGAUUAGGGAGGCAUUCCCACUCCCCAUCAAGGUGGUGGCUGCAGACGGGGACGAGCCGCCACUUGCUGUCGCAAAGGGUCUUGUCCUUGACCGCAAGCAAAAGGCACGGCAUGGCAAGCCAGUGCUGGGCGUCAGAAAGGCUCGAGUUUCCUAUGGCGUUGUCACACAAGAGAAAUGGGAUCCACAUCGGCACGAGGAGUGGGAAAAGAUCCAGUCCGGGCUUGACGGUGAGUAUGUGGUAGAGAACCGGAUCAAGUGGGUGAUUAAAAAGGGGCAAGACAUCAAUACACAAGAAGGGGUGCGCUGGCAAGGGUUUAGUAAAGCCUUCAACAACCGUCACCAUCCGGGAGUUUCUAGAAGAGAGCUUGUGAUAUGUCACCGAGACAAAGAUGACUUGCCCAGCAGCAAAACAGAUGUGGACGUCUUCCCCCUCUGCACGGUCGAAUCUGAUCUCUCAACGGUAGACAGACGACACAUUGAAACACACACCAGAUAUGUAAAAAGGCCUGGAAUCUUUGGAAGGCUCACAAAGGAAAAGCAGGAGUAUUACGAGAUCAAGUAUGAUGUCUGCUUUGUGGUAGGAGCUCUGGAUGCCCGGUUUGAGAUGUGGAUUGAUGACAAGCAGUACGCGGACAAGAACUCUUUUACGAUAGAGUGGGAGGAGGAGGGACUCAAGUCGACGCCUGGGUGA
Molecule: messenger RNA, 1407 nt
Organism: Podospora anserina S mat+
Lineage: Eukaryota; Fungi; Ascomycota; Sordariomycetes; Sordariales; Podosporaceae
Exons: 5
Source: RefSeq, a predicted model, not a curated record